AUGUCAGUAGCCUUUACGCUGUUGCUGAUGCUCGGUUCAGCCAUUGCCAUCACUCAGGCUCCCAAGCUUCCUCCUUCUCUUCUCGUCCGACAAGAUGGGGAUCUGGCAUCUUGCCAACUGGUGAACAGCAUUGCAGCAGCAUGCUCUGCCAGUACCAGCAACCUAUUUGAUCAAGGCUUCAGCGUUGCCGCUUCCUGCCUCUGUUACUCGGGAUCGGUAUAUCAGCCUUCAAUCUAUGAUGCAGCCAUCGAAACAUGUCUCGCCUAUCUGUCGACAGCCUCUCCACCACUGUACACAUCACUCGCUGGGAGUGGCCAGACAGGCAGUCCCUGUGCAUCCGUCGGUGAUGUUCGCACCAACACAGCCAUCGACUCCAAUCUCAUUUCCUGCUCGUCUUGGUACAGUAUGGAAGCCUCCUGCUCCAGCGACAACAUCAACUCCUCACCACCGCCAUUUUCAAUUCAAGCCAGUUGUCUGUGUUAUACGAGUUCAGUCUUUGCUCCAUCCGUCUUCGACGGCUACUGGGACGGCUGUCUAGAGUACUACAAGACGGCCUCCUCGGCUUAUUACUACGAAACACUGUCUUCACCAGGGAAGAAUUUGAACACGCCUUGUGCGAGAGUAGGCGAUGUCAAAACGUCCACCGAAGAUGGUUCGAGUACUGCCUCUCCAGGCCAAACGAUCUCUACAACGCCGACUGCUACAGCAACUACUACCACUGACGCCGGUGGUAGCACAAGCAGUAACGGACCCGUUGAGACAGAAACAGGAGAGAGUGCAGCGAGCCCCGUAGUAGCUGUGCCCGGUACUUGGUGGCUCCUUUUGACAAUGAUGUCGCCUUUAUUGUUCUUCCAGGUGGCCGAUCAGGGUGCUCUCAUGCUAUGA
Messenger RNA from Fonsecaea pedrosoi CBS 271.37, 885 nucleotides. RefSeq lists its product as uncharacterized. NCBI's taxonomy places the organism in Eukaryota, Fungi, Ascomycota, Eurotiomycetes, Chaetothyriales, Herpotrichiellaceae. The transcript has a single exon. Bases 1 to 885 code for a protein of 294 amino acids. The record is from RefSeq and is a predicted model, not a curated record.